Molecule: messenger RNA, 1296 nt
Organism: Kwoniella botswanensis
Lineage: Eukaryota; Fungi; Basidiomycota; Tremellomycetes; Tremellales; Cryptococcaceae
Exons: 3
Coding region: 1-1296 (431 amino acids)
Biological process (GO): mitotic spindle elongation; vesicle-mediated transport
Cellular component (GO): Golgi membrane
Source: RefSeq, a predicted model, not a curated record
AUGAUGGUGGAUCAAGAUGCGAGUGAUUCUUUCGGUUCACAUGAAGUUGAAAUAGCAAGUAGUGGACUUGGAUCAUCGACAAAUAGUAAACGACCAACAUUCAAUCAUUCUUCGACUUCUUACGCUACUUCUAAUCACCAACAGUCCAAAACAUUAGAUAUCGAUAUGAAUAUGAAUAUGGAUAUGGUUGAAGAAAAAUCUUAUAAUUCCUAUCCACCUGUUGGAGAACCAUCCUCAUAUUCAUCCUCGGGAGAAUCACAGUUACCAACCCAUCAGCAUUAUGUUUAUACGACGUCUCGAGGAACGGCACAUGGACAGGGUCGUCAUCGAUCAGUGAGCCUGUCGUUAAAUGAGAUGUGGGAUAAAUCAAGAUCUGUAUGUUCCCUCAGAGGUGAGGGAGGAUUAGGUAAAUCGAUGAUAUUGGGUUGGGUGGUUACUACGUUGUUGGUUUUGGGGGUAUUGGGUUGGUAUAGGGAGGACUUGUUUGCUUUUCUAGACUCCCUAUCGCAAUAUCUAUCAUCACAAGGAUACUACGGUCACCUAACCUUCUUCCUCCUCAUCCUUAUCACUACCAUCCCCCCUAUCCCACUAUACUCCACUCUGAUCGUUCUGUCAGGAUACACCUUUGGCGUAUGGACGGGUUUCGUCAUUAGUUAUUCAGCGAGUUUGGUUGGGGCAGUAUUGGUAUUUGGAAUUAGUAGGUGGAAAUUAAGGGAUGUCAUUGGACGAUGCCUAUCAUGCUCACCGACCUCCUCAACCCUCCUAUCCCUACUCUCUUCCCACCCUCAUCUUUUACUACUGAUCCGUAUCGCUCCAUACCCUUACAACCUCCUCAACGUGAUCCUCGCUUCAUCACCUUCCUUAUCCCUCAAGACAUAUACGGCAUGUACCGCUCUGAGCUUGUGUAAACUGGUAUUGCACACAUGGAUCGGAGCGGGUAUACAUAAUUUAUCGGAGGUUUACGGCCACGGUCACGGACAUGGACAUGGUCAUGGUCAUGCACAAAGUCAGGAAGAACUCGACGAAGAGGGACAGUGGCCUCCACACAACCAUCAUCAUGUACAUCAUCAUCAUCCCGGAGAAUCUCCCGAUAUAGAGAUGGAGAUGGAUACAAGUAGAGAAGAUGUUAAGAUGUAUUCAACGUGGAUUGGGAUAUUCUUAUGUGUAAUUUUGUUCUUCUAUCUGACGUAUUUGACUAAGAAGACUAUAAGAAAAGCUCAGAGGGAGCAGGAAGAGCAGGAGAGGGAGAUGAGAGAAUCGGGAUUGAGAGAGGGAUUGUUGAGUGAGGAGGUCUAA